Molecule: messenger RNA, 2096 nt
Organism: Prorocentrum cordatum
Lineage: Eukaryota; Dinophyceae; Prorocentrales; Prorocentraceae
Source: the annotation of a GenBank genome assembly
GGGCGGCCGGCCCAGCUCCCGCGGAGGGGCGCCAGAGGGCCACGGCGAGGAGGGCGAAGGCCGAGGCGGCCCGCGCCGAGGCCGAGCGCGCGCGCCAGGAGCUGCAGGAGCGCGCGCGCGCGGCCGCCGCCGUUGGCGGCGACGGGCCCUGGCGGCUGGCGCUCUGCCUCGCCGCCUCGGCGGCCUCCGUGGCGGUGUCGGCGGGGCUGGGCGUCCUGCGCCUCGGCGCCACGGCCGGGCCGCUGCUCUCCGCCGUCGCGUCCUGCGCCAUCUGCACGGCGGGGCUGGCGCACACGUGGAGGGCGAGGUCGGAGGUCAUCUUCGAUCUGCUCAACAAGUUGUUCGGCAAGCUGGCGGACGCCGUGCUCAAGGCCCUCGACACCGUCGACGACAUGCUGCAGGAGCCUCUGGAUAAGCUCGACGGUAUGAUCGACAGCAUGGUGGAGGAACAGAGGCCCACCCUCGCGAAGAUGCAGCAGUUCGAAGACGCGAUCAAGAAACUAGACCCAGACUUUGACAUCCCAGACCCGCAGGACCACGACCUCAAGAGGCCCCUCGACGGCUGCGAGGCGAUGAUCGACGAGAUCCUGGACAGGGCCAGGAAGGAGGUGCCGGCGCGGCUCGGGGAGGCGGCCCGCUCCACGGCGGUGGGGCUGCUCGCCACGAGCCGCGGGGCCUUCCAGGGCCUCGCCGUGUGCGCCCCGCUGGCCCUGGUGUUCCUCCUGAACCUCGCCGCGGGGCUCGCGCAGGUCGCCCUCGCUGGCUCCCUGGGGCCCGGCGCCUCCGCCGGGGCGCCAGCUGCUGCGGAGGAGCUGCCGUCGCCGCGCCGCCUCCGCGGCUUCGCCGGCGCUCCGGGGGGCGAGGCCGCGGCGAUGAAGGGUCAGCUGAUGGCCUGCGUGCAGCCGGCGCUGCUGCAGGUGGCGCUGACCAUGCUGCAGACACUCGCAGCGAUGCUGCUCACCCAGGUGCCGCGCAUCGGCGGCAUCGCGAACCGGCAGAUCGAGGCGCUCGAGGCCGAUGUCGGCGCCAGCAUGAACGAGCGCGUCGAGGAGCCGUGGCUAGCGUCUUCGGGCAGGCGUUCGGCGAGGUCCGGGGGAAGGCCGACGAGUUCUUCCCGAGGUUCGCCGACAGCGUGGAGAAGCUGAGGGGGUCGAUCGAGCAGGCCGCGAAGCUCCAGGCCGCCGCGGGCGCCGCCGCGGGCGUGGCGAAGAAGUUUGGCUUCUGAGCUCGUGCCGGUCUUUUUUCGCGCCCUGCUCCCCCUGCUUGCCUCGCCACCCUCCUCGCCCCUUCUCCUCCCCUCCCUCGUCCUCCGCCCCAUGGGGGAGCACAAGACUCCCCCACACACAUGUCCUGGAGAGUGAGCAGCAACAGAGUGGUCGAGACCGCAUGGCGGGAGUGACGGCAGGUGCAGAUAUUUGUUCUGUUCCAAGCUCUGCAUGCCCGCGGCGCCCACCACGGCUCUGGCCGCCCUUCGUCGGCUACACUGAUCUCCUCACCCUUCGAGAGACUCGGGCCCGCGCAAGUGUAAACACCACUUGACGUUCGCCCCUUCUCGUGCAUGUGCGUAGCGAGUCUGAGACGGGCUGCCAGGAACAACUCCCUACGACCAGGCCGCAGGCCGGUGCGUAGCCGUUGAGGCCCACCGUGUUUGCUGCGGCCUUGGUGGCCGACUCCCGGAGCACGUCCAGAGGCCUGGGACGCUCGUCGACACGCCGGCAUCGUCACUGAGCAGAUUUUGGCUGUUUUUGGCGCCCGUCUCGUGCCGGUAGAGUCUCCCCGAGAGGACGAGCUCCUGCAAGCAGCCGCACGUUGCGCAGAGGUCCGGAGCCAGACCCCCCCCCUCUCUCCCCCCCAUAUGGGAACAUAUGUGGGGACUCAGUUUCUUUGCGUGUGUGUUUCUUGGUGUGCCUUUGGGCCCCUUGGAAUUCGACGCCCCGCUCGCUGCCUCCACCAAGGGAGGCCCGGCGGCGGGGCGGCCACAGCCCGGGCGCCCCGCCGGGCGCCGGCCACCGCCUCGGCGGCCGGCCCUGGGCGGGGCGUGCGCAGCGGCGGCCCGCGCGGCGCAGCCUCAGUGCUUGUCCGUGCGCUCGUCCUCC